Zingiber officinale is the source of this 2946-nucleotide messenger RNA. Its product is annotated as probable inactive leucine-rich repeat receptor-like protein kinase At3g03770. The record is from RefSeq and is a predicted model, not a curated record. The transcript has 9 exons. Lineage: Eukaryota; Viridiplantae; Streptophyta; Magnoliopsida; Zingiberales; Zingiberaceae. Gene Ontology annotation, molecular function: ATP binding; protein binding; protein kinase activity. The coding region runs from base 456 to 2804 and encodes 782 amino acids. Gene Ontology annotation, biological process: protein phosphorylation.
CAAACUGACAGCGUCACGGGCGAGGAAGAGAGGCCAAAGCGUAAGAUUUCAAUCUCAGGUUGAUGAAUCGAGCGAGAGGAAUUACCUCUUAUCUCAUCUUGAUGCUUCCGAUCACGGUAAUGGUGGGAUUACCUCGCCCUUGGAGUUCCGGAAAAAGGAGAUUAGGGUUUUGUCGUCACCGUGCUACUCUCCUGUCCACUUCCAGUGCGGCCCCUCGAAAGAUUUUGGACUUAUUCACUGGUAGUUCACCCGUGAUGGAGGGAGAAUCUGAGGAGAAUGAGGGGCAGCUAUUCUUCUGUGUCUCGAUGGGAGCUGUUCUUCGAUUAGUAGAGAUUCAAAGUCGGAAUUUUGCACGCCCAGCUUCGUUCUCUCGGAAUUCAUCACCUGAAGUAUUCUGGUACAGAAAGCAGUGAUCUUUUUGAGAAAAUCGAGGAAAAUAGUGUGUUUCAGCUUCGAUGGCUCCUGGAAACUUGGUUUCUAGUCUGUUCUCUGUGUUUAUGGUUCUGAUCCUUAUACCUCGCACAUACCAGCUGCAAUCUUCUCAAGCUUGGUCACUCUUGAGAAUCAAGGCACUCCUAAACUAUCCACCCGUUUUGAGCGCCUGGGACAUCAAUACAGACUUCUGCAAUGCUGACCCAACUCCGUAUCUGACAGUCGCUUGCUAUGAAGAGAGCAUAACUCAGUUGCGCAUAAGUGGUAGUGGGAGUUCUCCACCUCUUCCACGUAGUUUCUUGAUCAAGUCCUUUUUCACCACUUUGUCUCGUCUCCCAAACUUGAAGGUCCUCUCCUUGACAUCACUGGGCAUUUGGGGUCCUGUGCCUGCAAAGAUUUCUAGAUUGUCUGGUUUAGAGAUCGUCAAUAUGAGCUCAAAUUACUUGUAUGGCACCAUACCUCGACGAAUUUAUACUCUGAGGAAUCUCCAAACUCUUAUACUCGAUCAUAACAUGUUUAGUGGUUCCAUUCCUGAUGCACUGGGUGAUCUUCCUCUGUUGGCCCUCUUAAGUUUGAAAAACAACACUUUAAGUGGGCCACUUCCGAGUUCAUUUUCUGUACUGAAAUCACUUAGGGUGCUCGUGCUCUCAUCGAAUAGUUUGUCUGGAGAAUUGCCUGAUCUUAGUAGCUUAACCAACCUCCAAGUGCUUGAUGUGGAGAACAAUUUCCUUGGACCUACAUUCCCGCAGUUGAGUAGGAAGGUCGCAACUAUCAAUUUGAGAAAAAAUAGGUUUGGCGGAGGCUUGCCCACUAAUCUUAGCUCAUAUUUUUUACUCGAAGAGUUGGAUGUCUCUUCCAAUAAAUUUGUUGGGCCUUUUCUGCCAUCACUGUUGUCCCUUCCUUCUAUUCGAUACCUAAAUAUUGCUCGAAACAGGUUCACUGGAAUGCUCUUUGGAAACAUGACAUGCAAUGAUGACCUUCACUUUGUAGAUCUGUCUAUGAAUCUUCUGUCUGGUAACUUGCCAACAUGCCUGAUUUCAAAUUCUAGUAAUCAGAUGUUUAUGUACGCCUCAAAUUGCUUGAAGAUUAAAGAUCAUAGUCAGCAUCCAUACUCGUUUUGUCAGACUCAAGCUUUGGCUGUGGAAAUAUUGCCUCAUCACCAAAAAGGAAAAUCAGGUGGAAAAGUGACUGUUGUGAGUGGUGUAGUGAUUGGUGUUGUUGGAAUUUUUUCAUUAGCCGGUGUUGCAGUCUUCAUUGCACUCAGAAGAGGAAGUAUCAGGAGGGCAACCAAGAAACCUCCAAGAAGAAUAGUGGAGCAUGCUUCAAAUGGUUAUCCUUCCAAAUUGCUGGCUGAUGCAAGGUACAUAUCUCAAACGAUGAAGCUGGCGGCACUUGGCAUUCCGACAUACAAAUCAUUUUCAUUGGAGGAACUUGAAGCUGCUACAAAUUACUUUGAAACUUCAAGCUUAAUGGGGGAAAGUGGCCAUGGUCAGAUGUACAAAGGCAACCUCAGAGACGGUUCUUCAGUGGUGAUAAAGUGCUUUAAGUUUAAGAAGGGUCAGAGUUCUCAAACGUUCAAUCACCAUAUUGAACUAAUUUCGAAGCUUAGGCAUCGCCACUUAGUCAGUGCCCUUGGUCAUUGCUUUGAUUAUUACCUCGAUGAUUCAAGUAUCAGCAGAUUAUUUCUCAUUUUCGAAUACGUGACAAAUGGGACAUUAAGAACCAGCAUAUCAGCUGGAGGACCGAGGCUUACAUGGAUGCAAAGGAUUUCAGCUGCCAUCAGCAUAGUAAAGGGUAUCCAGUUUUUGCAUGGGGGUAUAAUACCCGGCUUAUUCGAUAAUCAUCUGAAAAUUACUAACAUACUGUUAGAUCAGAAUCUUGUUGCAAAAAUAAGCAGCUAUAAUAUUCCACUACUGGCAGAGAACAGGAAAACAUCGGGAUUGCCUACAAGUUCUUCGAGUGGAUCGAAUGAGCAUGGGGAAAGGUCAAAGCAUACGGAUAAGGUCGACAUCUAUGAUUUUGGUGUCAUCUUAUUGGAAAUUAUAACUGGACAGCCAAUUGAAUCGACAUCAGAAGUUGAUAUAACGAAAGAUGAGUUGCACGAAAGUAUUUUAGCCGACGAAACUGCUAGGAGAAGCAUUGUGGAUCCGGUCAUAAGCCGGCAAUGCAGCGACGAAGCACUGAAGAUUGUCAUGGAGAUUUGUUUUAGGUGCCUCAGGGAGGAACCAACGCAGAGACCUUCCGCGGAAGAUGUGUUGUGGAACUUGCAGUUUGCUGCUCAAGUACAAGAGUCUUUGGGAGGAGAAUCUCAAAGUUGCGAAGAAUCAUCUCUUUCACCUUCUUGGCCUUCUCGAUCGCCUAUCGCACUCUAAGUCAGUAUCGCGAUAGGAGAUGCCAUUCCUCACAAUCUGUUUAUUGUUAACUGGCAGAAUAUUUCGAUUAAGGUGGUUAAAGUUACUUAUGUUGUCAAUAUAUCUACCUAUCAAUGUAUGACUACAAGGGACCUUCAGUUCA